Messenger RNA from Pseudoliparis swirei, 4019 nucleotides. RefSeq names its product trafficking kinesin-binding protein 1-like. Gene Ontology annotation, molecular function: GABA receptor binding. The transcript is spliced from 18 exons. The record is from RefSeq and is a predicted model, not a curated record. Gene Ontology annotation, biological process: endosome to lysosome transport; anterograde axonal transport of mitochondrion; neurogenesis. NCBI's taxonomy places the organism in Eukaryota, Metazoa, Chordata, Actinopteri, Perciformes, Liparidae. Gene Ontology annotation, cellular component: dendrite. Bases 385 to 2922 code for a protein of 845 amino acids.
CUGGCCUCCCAGGCCCCCUCCCCGGCUCCGGCCCCAGACCUGGACCCGGACCCGGACCCCGACCACCACACCGACGAGGAGCAGUAUGUGGGCGAGGGCGAGUUCGGCCAGCCGGACGCGCACCCGGCGCCGCCUGACUACAGGGACGCCGAGACCAUCACGGAUGUGUGCAACAGCACCGACCUGCCGGAGUUUGAGAUCAUCAGCCUCCUCGAGGAGCAGCUGCCGGUGUACCGGCUGCGCGCCGACACCGUCUACGGCUACGAGCGCGAUGACUGGCUGCACACGCCCCUCGUGGCGCCGGACGCCAGGCUGGAACUGACCGCGGAGCAGAUCGAAGAGACGCUCAAAUACUUCCUGCUGUGUGCCGACCGAGUCGGCCAGAUGACCAAGACCUACAGCGACAUCGAUGCCGUCACACAUCUGUUGGAGGAGAAAGAGAGAGAUCUGGAGCUGGCUGCCAGGAUCGGCCAGUCGCUUCUCAAGAAGAACCGGCGCCUGACGGAGCAGAACGACUACCUGGAGGAGCGGGUGGCACAGAUCACCGAGGAGGUGGCCCAGCUGCACCACGAGCUGAACCUGAAGGACGAGCUGCUGCAGUUCUACACCAACGCGGCGGAGGAGAGCGAGGACGAGUCCAGCGGCUCCCCGACGGGGACGAGGAGCAAGGAAAAUGCUUUCGGAGGCACACUGCAGAAGAAACUCAGAGAGCUGGAAGAGGAGAAUCUCUCACUCCGCUCAGAGGCACACCAUCUGAAGUCAGAGACGGAAAUCUACGAAGAGAAGGAGCAGCAGCUGGUCAGCGAAUGUGUGAAAGAGCUCCAGAUGUCCAGUCUCCAGAUCUCCACCAUCGCGGAGGAGUUGGCUCGUAAGACCGGCGAUGCCUCCUGCCAGCAGGAGGAGAUCACACACCUCCUCUCGCAGUUAGUGGACCUGCAGAAGAAAGCCAAAUCCUACGCGGUGGAGAACGAGGAGCUGUCCCAACACCUGGUGGCAGCUAAGGAGGCCCAGAGGCAGCUGACAGCAGAGCUGCAGCAGCUGGACCAGACGUACCUGGAGUGCAUUGAGAUGCUGCACGAGGCCCACGAGGAGCUGAAGGACCUGAGGAACCGGAGCUUCCCAGCAGGGACGCCGCGGCGCUUCCACCCCCUGGGACAGUACCCCAUGGAUUCUCUGGCAGCUGAGAUCGAGGGAACGAUGAGGAAGGAGUUGAGUCUGGACGACCCCGAGUGCGAGGAGCAGAAGUUCCACCGGAGGCGCGUGUUCGAGACGGUGAAGAACAUCAACCAGACGGUCCGCCAGCGCUCGCUGACCCCGACCGGCGCCAACAUCCCGGGCUCCAACCAGUCUCUGUCGGCGCGGACGUCGCCCCAGUCCAGCGGCCUCUGCACGCCUCACUCCGGCGUCGCCCUUGACAACCGAACGCAGAGCAUCCUGAUGGAGACGGCGGCCAAUCAGGAGAGCGGCACGGAGGGCCGCGAGAAGAAGGCGAGCGGCGUGGAGGACCUGCGGCUCGCCCUGCGCCGCCUGUCCCUGCGCCGACAAAACAACCUGAGCGAGAGGCGCUUCUUCGAGGAGGACAGAGAGCGGCGCCGGGGGGCGGGACACGGGGGUCUCCAGGAGAGCGCCGCGACCCCGUCGGAGAGCAUCAUGUCCCUCGGGAACCUCCACCUGUGGGCCUCGCGAGGGCCCUACCUCCCCGACAAGCUCCAGAUCGUCAAGCCGCUCGAAGGCUCUGCCACGCUGCAUCACUGGCAGCAGUUAGCCCAGCCGCACCUCGGCGUGAUCCUGGACGCCAGGCCGGGAGUCGUGCCGAAGGGCUACAGACCCCUCGAACUAGAGCUGGAGCAGGCAUAUCCAUGGGGUAGCUUUGAGGAGGAGGAACCGGGGGAGCAAUACUUCCAGAAUCUUCCCACCUGCUCCUCCUCUGCCUCUGCCUCGCCAGCCGUGGCCUCCACCUCCACCUGCACCUCCACCUCCACCUUCACCUUCACCUGCACUUCCACCUCCAGCACGGGUAACGCAGAAAACCUCGGGCCACCUCCGCCCAGCCUCGCUUUACCUUCUCCACUCUCCCCAUCGCCACAUCUCAUCAACACGGACAUCCUGGCUGCAUACGACCCAGGUAAAUGCAUGGCCCACACCAGCUCCACCUACACCUUCACGACGUGUCGGAUCCUCCACCCGACCGACGAGCUGACGCGGGUCACGCCGAGCAACUCCGUCCCGACGUCGUCCUCCUGCGUGAUGACCAGCGCCUUGUUUGGAACUCCGGCCGCGACGCCCUCCGCGGCCCGGAGGCUCGGCCUCAGGCCGUCCGAGUCCUCGACUAACCUCAGAGAUGCAACGCGCACCACCAGCACCUCCCUGGGGUUAGUGCGCCUCCUCCAGGAGAGAGGGAUCUCCGCAGCGAUGUACCACCACAGCCAGGGCUUGGAGUACGGUCCGGGCAACGGAGGAGUCCUAUUCAGCACCUCCGUCACCCCCAACCGAGCGCCCGACCCCCUGCACCCCUCCACCCCGCCCGGCUCGCCCACGGGACGCCGAGCUUCGUCCACGCCGACGUCCGCGGGCUUCGACUUCAAGAGCCCGUCCUACGACAACUUCCUCACGUCCAAUCCGGCGCGCUCCAUUCUGAAGGAGGUGAGGAGGAGGGGCCGGCAGCGGGGGAAGGACUGCGAGAGCCAGACGGACGUCAGCGUGACCGUCCACAACCUCAACCUGCUGGACAAGGUGAAGCGGCUGGGGGUGGCCGGAGGUCCCGGGGGCCGAGCGAUGAGCCCCGGCCCCACCGUGGGGCCGCUCGGCGGGCUGCGCAGGUCCGGCUCCCCUUUUGGGCCCGAUGGAAUGAGGAGGAACCGGAGUUAUCCAGCCAUGGUUGGGGCCAGCAUGGCCAUGAAAGCCCCGGGGCCCCAGGAGUAGUCAGAGCCGCCGCCGGUCAUUAGAGGGGCCGAGCAGGAGCCGGGCGGCGGGGGUCAGGGGCCGACUGUUGAUCAGUCACCCGGAGCCCAAACACGGACUCACACUGUUCAGACUGUACGAUUACUAUCAAUCAUCAAUAAUCCAUUUCAUUUAUGUGGCGCUUUUUAAGGUACUCACAGUCACUUUACAUUUAUACACCGUAGACACGGCUACGGGGAGCAAUUCAGGGUUUAGUGUCUUGCUCAAGGGCACAUCGACCAGGGCGGGGAUUGAACCGCCGACCGCUGAGCCCCAGUCGCCCCAGUCUCACCGCUGUGGUUCCUCACAGACACUCGUCCACGCUUUCGUGCUUCUAGGGGCCAAAUUCGUCGAGACAGAGGGGGAAACAAUCGGCGCCGCACAUUAAAUAAAAUCAGAGCACGACGGACGUUAAAAACUGCUUUUCUGUGGUUGUUUGUUUAGCUCGCUAUCUUGCGAAUUCCACGUGAGCUAAAUGCUACACUGGCCGACAGCAAUGUGGUGAAGCACAGUCUGUUGCUUUCUGAUUUAUUCAAUCUCCAUUAUUAGACAAGUUGCAUAUUGUCUCAAUGUCUUUGUCUUGUCUUUAAUAACUGACAUUUCGACAAAAUGCUUCCUAAAAAUGGCAACGAGGCUCCUUCAGACAUUAGAAAGAUAAUGGAGAGCAAUGGAUUGUUUUCCCCUCCGCUGUGGUCUCAAAAUAUCUUAACACCCAUUAGUUUAAUGAUAUAUGCAGACAUGCAGAUAGAUUUGGUUUGAUGUGCUCAUAUUAUGAAGCAACUAAAAUGCCUCAGAGAUGCUUUAUUUGGACACGCAUCUACAAAUCUGGGAAUACAAAACCAAUGAUGUAUCAUUUUAGGUAAUUGGGUGAACUAACCCUUUAAAAGCGUAAUAUAAAUGAUAUAUAUGUAUAUAUAUUGAGAUAUCACCCGGUGCUGUGUACUCACAUCUUGCUUUGGAGACUGACUCUGCUGGAUAGAUGCAGUUCUCUGAAAAACAUCCACACAAUCACAUCGCUGAAAUCUGCAAUCGCACUAUUUGACUCUUUGUCGUCUCCGUAGCACGAAACUAUGCCCUUC